UCCCGGUUUUGGCGCCGACUACACUGCUGCCAGAUCGCUCAACUAUGCUGGUCGUGGGUUCCGAGCUGCAGUCCGGCGGCGCUCAGCAGCCGGGCGCCGAAGCCGAGCAGCAUGGCGAACUCCAGUACCUGAGGCAGGUGGAGCACAUCCUGCGCUGCGGCUUCAGGAAGGAGGACCGCACGGGCACUGGUACCCUGUCGGUGUUCGGCAUGCAGGCACGAUACAGCCUGAGAGAUGAAUUUCCUCUGCUCACAACCAAACGAGUGUUCUGGAAGGGUGUUUUGGAGGAGUUGUUGUGGUUUAUCAAGGGAUCCACAAAUGCUAAAGAAUUGUCCUCCAAGGGAGUGAGAAUUUGGGAUGCCAAUGGAUCCCGAGACUUUUUGGACAGCCUGGGCUUCUCUGCCCGAAUGGAAGGGGACCUGGGCCCAGUUUAUGGUUUCCAGUGGAGGCAUUUUGGAGCAGACUACAAAGAUAUGGAUUCAGAUUACUCGGGCCAGGGAGUAGACCAGCUGCAAAAAGUGAUCGACACCAUCAAAACCAACCCUGAUGACAGAAGAAUCAUCAUGUGUGCCUGGAACCCCAAAGAUCUUCCCCUGAUGGCACUGCCUCCUUGCCAUGCCCUCUGUCAGUUCUAUGUGGUGAAUGGGGAACUGUCUUGCCAACUUUACCAGAGGUCAGGAGACAUGGGUCUGGGCGUGCCUUUCAACAUUGCCAGCUAUGCUCUGCUCACCUACAUGAUCGCACAUAUCACGGACCUGAAGCCAGGUGAUUUUGUCCAUACUUUGGGAGAUGCACACAUUUACCUGAAUCAUAUCGAGCCUCUGAAAACUCAGCUACAGCGAGAACCAAGACCUUUCCCAAAGCUCAGAAUCCUUCGAAAAGUUGAGACGAUCGAUGAUUUCAAAGUUGAAGACUUUCAGAUUGAAGGAUAUAAUCCACACCCAACAAUUAAGAUGGAAAUGGCUGUUUAGCGUGCUUUCCGUGCUUUCCGUGGUGCUGUGACUGUCACCAGUCUUCAAGGGUUGAGCCUGAUGACCAGGGUAGAUUUCGAAAGGAAAAUGAACUAGGUCAAAAACUGACAAGUUAUCUAUCUGUAACGAUCCUUGUCUAAAGUGACACUGACACUGAGAAACUAUCUUUUAGUAUUUACUGAAGGUGCAUACAAAGCUGAGAUUAUACACUUGGAAAAAAAAAAACAGGCAAUUAUAUAUAUCUAUAAGAAGGCUGGUGAAAUUCAGAGUAUAUAUUAUUUCUUGAAACUUGAAAUAUGUUAGUGUUCAUUUAUAAACAUAUUAUAUGCUCUAGUAGUUAAUUGUUUUUGUCUGUUUCUUAAAGAUUUUUAGUUUUUGUGUGGACAUAUAGGUCAGAGAGUUCGAGGUUAGGCUUAGUAACAGGCCCAGUUUCUGCCUAGACUAGACUGACCUGAAAACUUUAAGCCUUCAUUAGCUUAUUGUGACAGUCUUAUGUAUCUCAGGCUGGCCUCAAAUACUCGGAAGCUGGGGGUGAAUUUAUUCCUCAUGCUCCUGACUCUCCCUUUUAUCUGCUGCCUGCAAAGCAAGAUUGGAUCUAGCCGUAUCAGCCUAGGACUUAUAAAAGCAAAGCCUACAAGAUUACGUUUAUUCUGCCUAUGUGUAGACAGGGUCUCGUUUUAACCUGUAUGGUUUGCAGUUGUCCUAGUCAUCUUUUUGAGCAGAGCAGCAAGUUUGAUUACACAGGCAAAAAUGGCAGUUAGUCUGAUGACCUUUUAUCUUGCUAGAACAGCAAGUUUUAGAAGAUCAACUUAAGAAUGGACUUCAACAUCUGGUUCAAAAAGGAAAGUGGACAGAGUACAUACAGUCUGUAUAAGCUAAGGGUUUACAUGGUAGGGACAUGUAAAUGCAAUGUUAACCAUCACAAGAUAAUGGUUUAAAUCACCUGUUAAGGUUUCGUUUGGGGAGUGGUAUGGGAGACGAUGUUUUACACUUUAGCCCUGACUGGCCUGGAGCUCAGUAUGCUAGCCUCAAACUUGUGGCAAAACUCCAGCUUCCUGCAUGCUAAGAUUAUAUAAUGGGGAGCUCCAAUGCCUGGCUUAAGACAGUUUUGUAAGAGUUUUGCAAUGUGAAGAAAUAUGAUUUUGUUCCCUUUCAAUGAGGUGUGAAGUCUCUAAAAUGCUUAGACUGUUAACAGAAGGGUGUGGGUCCUUCGUGUUGCUCACAGCGGUGCAGAACCAGUUUUAUUAUUUUUUUUAUAACAAGUGUUAGAAUGAAGAAUUAACACAACAAAUUAUGAAACAUGUUGCUUAUUCUUCAAAGUAUAGCACUUAAUAAAUAUUUUUAAAUAACA
Arvicanthis niloticus (Nile rat) is the source of this 2322-nucleotide messenger RNA. It is a transcript of the gene Tyms, whose product is annotated as thymidylate synthetase. NCBI's taxonomy places the organism in Eukaryota, Metazoa, Chordata, Mammalia, Rodentia, Muridae. The record is from RefSeq and is a predicted model, not a curated record. Gene Ontology annotation, molecular function: thymidylate synthase activity. Gene Ontology annotation, biological process: dTMP biosynthetic process. Gene Ontology annotation, cellular component: cytosol; mitochondrion.